Wyeomyia smithii (pitcher-plant mosquito) is the source of this 4042-nucleotide messenger RNA. Its product is annotated as plasma kallikrein. NCBI's taxonomy places the organism in Eukaryota, Metazoa, Arthropoda, Insecta, Diptera, Culicidae. The record is from RefSeq and is a predicted model, not a curated record. Gene Ontology annotation, biological process: proteolysis. Gene Ontology annotation, molecular function: serine-type endopeptidase activity. Bases 1098 to 2660 code for a protein of 520 amino acids. The transcript has 7 exons.
GAGCAAUAAACAACAACAAAACGGCAUUUUCGGCCGGCUGCAGGUGGAACGGUUUUUGGGCUCUCAGACACUUGUGCAGAGCUGUUCUGUGACGUUCAUUUGCGUACUUCCCUUUUUUUGUGCAUAGUUUGAGUUUUUAUUAAAUUGUGUUCUGUCGAUCAGACGGAAACUUUACGAGGUUCUUUUAAGAAACGAACCUGAAACCGUGCCAGUGUGUAGGUCGAAUUCAAUACUCAGUCGAUCGAUCCGACAGAUAGUGAAUAUUAACGGAGAUUACCCGCCAACUACUUCGUACAAUUUGAGUCAACGCGCCGGAAAAAGUGCUACAUUCUAGGGCACGGCUUCCGUACUCUUUGGGCCACGCGGGCCGACGGAUUUCAGUGCUAGGCUCCCAGUGAAAGUAAAGCAUAAGUUUAAAAGAAACAAGUGCCCAUGCGAGAGACUGGUCCUGGUCCCGGGAAAGGAAGCCGUUUGGAUUUGAAAGGUGGUGGCCUGCGGGGUGGCCAAGGAAAUAGUACUCCCAUUUUGCGAUAAUUUAGAUUAAUGCGAAACCUUAAGUGCUCGGAUCGGAACGGGCGGUUGAUUAACGAAGUGCUACUCCGUCGAAAUACUCUACCAAAUUAAUCUUCGCAGCAGUCACAAUAGCCAGCAGCUGUGAGUAUGACUUCAUCGUGAGGCAAGAAAAGUGUCGCCAACACAAUGGAAAUCGCCCGAAAUGUCGUCCAACCCAGCACGACAGGAAAUUGUUGAUAGCUUUUUAAUCUGCUGAAGGUAUGCAAAUUAGGUGGGCCGAAAAGAGUGACAAGCUUGGAUGCCGGAUACCGAAAUGGAAUUAGCUGCCCUCGUUGCCGUCGAACAGAACCGCAGAAACCACCAUUGCUGUUGUCGUAAUUAUUGUUGUAGCUGUUGUUUCCCUACCAGGCGUCGUCCGAAUGUGAGUUAGGGUGAAGAAAUCAGUGAAAUUUAUCAUAUCGAAAGUGACAAAAAUCUACACCACUUGUGGUGCGGUGAAGAAAUAUUUUUUUCGGUGGUGAGAAAGCAGACCCCGCGGGUACAAAGCCUUGGGCCACGAGGAGAACCAACGCACGAGGGGAACCAUGCAAAAUGGAUACAACAUGUGUAUGACCAUUCUGCUGCUGAUCGUAGGGUUUGUCCGAGCGGAGCAUUUAUUAUUCUCAGAUUGCGGAAUUCGUACCUCUCGCAGGCAGCCGCGAAGCAGCACCGGCUGGAGCAACCACUACAACCGACCGGAGCCGUCCCGAGCCAACGCGCAGCAGAGCGCAUCACACCGUCCGGAAGACCUCGACGUCGGCAGCGAAACGACGGACAGUCCCAACCGGAACCCGAAGAUUAUGCACGGCGUUCCGACCCUGGAGGGCCAGUAUCCGUGGCAGGUGUCGCUUGAGCUGAUGCAUCCCUCGUAUGGCUUCAUUGGCCACUGGUGCGGUGGGGUGUUAAUCGACCGGAACUGGGUUCUGUCGGCGGCGCACUGCAUUCACAACGACCUGUUUAAUCUGCCCCUGCCGGCCCUGUGGACCGUGGUGCUGGGCGAGUACGACCGGGGCCACGAGUCUGGCUACGAGCAACGCAUCCCGGUCGACAAGAUCAUUCUGCACGAGAAGUAUCACAACUUUAAACACGAUCUCGUGCUGCUCAAGCUGAACCGGCCCGCCAACAUGGCGCCCAACUCGCGCGUCAAAAAGAUCUGCCUCCCGUUUGCCGACAUCAAGGUGAACAGUGUGGCGUACGACCCCCGCCCGGAACUGGACCGGUUGAACACGAAAGCCACCGGGGGAGCGUUGUUCUUCUAUGACUACCUCGGGCGGCCACCGGAGAACGAUGCGGAACAAUUCGAUGCCAACCACCAAGGGGAGUCUGGCUCUGAUACGGGAUCAGAAUCGUUUCCGGAACCUCUACCGGAACGGGACGACAACUAUCUGCGGCGGUUGCGACUUCUCGGGGAAAGCCCCGAAUGGCCGCAGCGAACCACAGCACGAGUUCUUGUCACCCGACUGGUGCGACAGCAGCUGCAACGGAAUGGAACGCUAACCAGUUCGAGACGGUCCAGCCGGAGGGGGCGACGGCUACAUUUCGAUGAUGAUGACGACGAUGAUAACAACAGCAGGGACUACAAUUUCAGCGGCGGAAAUCGUCGGUCAGGGGGUAAACAACGGCGACGGAACGAUAAGUUCGUCCAUGGGGGAUUUUAUCGCAACGACCACUACCGAAACGAGUUCGGAGAGGAAGACGACAGCAACAGUAGCGGUGGCGAUGUAGUCAGUGCCAUUCCCGAUACCACCCAGUACGUGGACUGUUUGGCAACAGGUUGGGGCAAAUCGACAAUCGACGAUGAAUUAACCGACAUCCUGCUGCAGACGAAGGCCCCCAUCCAGAAUAGUAAAAAAUGUGAGGAAGCUUAUGGAGAUUUCAUCAAACUGCACCGGGGCCAUUUGUGCGCGGGUAACGUGGACGGAACCGGCGGCACGUGCGUGGGGGACUCCGGUGGACCGCUGCAGUGUCGAAUAACAAAGCAUGGCCCUUGGAUUCUAGUCGGAAUAACGUCGUUCGGAUCAGGAUGUGCCUUCAAAAACUACCCGGACGUCUACACCAAGAUCUCCUUCUACCGGCAGUGGAUAAUGGACACAAUUCGGCAGAAUUGAAUUACAUCCGCUGCAGCGUAGGCAAACGGGCAAUUAUCGAACCGAACUUUACCGCCAAUCAAGAACAGCUGGUUCCCUACCGCCGGGGACAAGAAGCAGAGCAACAAAACGCACAUUGUGAUAUUACUUUUUAGCCGGAGAGGAAGAAGCAUCCGGAAGUGCGCGGUUGACCGACGGUUGUAUCCAGAAAUGGAAGCGAUAGGCCCCUAUCCCAACGGUGAACUGACCGAACCCAAUUUCGCCGGUUCAGAUUGGUAGCCACGUGGUUGUACAAAGGCAUUGUUCGGGGACCAGAGAAAACCAACAAAAUACAUUCGAGCACCCUAUGAUGAUGAUUCAAUACUAUCAAAUUGCAGCUAAGAUGGUUCAGAGAUGCGGACCCAUUGAACCGACAGUCAAGUUCUCCUUAUGUUUUGAUUUUACUACUACUUAUCAUGACUGCGUGCUUUAGGGAAAUCCUUUUCGGUAGCUAUUGAAGCACACACCAUCUUAUUGAUCGGAAGCAUGUUAUGCCAAUAGCAAUCGAAAGCAGAAAACAUGACUCGAGUACCAUUGGUUUUACACCACAAUUCGCGGGUGAUAGAAAACUGACAUCGAAAAACAAUACCAUUAAUGUUUUUGACUAUUUUUUGUAGUUGUUGCCAUUUGGUUAGACUCUCGAGAAUUUAGUGCUUGUCUAGUUCGGUUUACGAUCCGCACUCUCACUUCCCAAUGAUAUUGCCAUAUAGAGUUACGUACGAACCACUCUAAUCUACAGGCCGGCGGCUGGAUUUCAGUACGCGUCGAUUUUCCUCUUCCCGAUGCUUACCGGCGUGUUCAUCUUUGUUCCAAACACCGGCUUCUCUAUUGCCAAGCGGUUCUUUUUUUUCUCUCUCUCUCUCUGUUUCUGGCACCAUGGCAUACGGCCAAGCCCCUUCACGCUUUUCCAUACCGUUUUGGUGGAGCUUUUUUUGUUUUGGAAUUUCCUUUGUUUCAUCCACACCGUCGUUGACAGUUACCAGUGUGCUGUUCGUAAAACCGAAUCGUUGUUAUAUUUGUUUUUAUUGCUCAUUCAACUUCUAUCGCACAGCAGUGCGGAAUAGUUUGUUUGUUAUUUGUUGUAACAUGGAUUAUUUGGCUUAGCAAGAGAGGAAAAAAACCGAGAAGCGAAAGGAAAAUGAACAGACGCGCGUUUCGCAUUGUGCUCUAUUCCGCACUAGAUUGGAUCGCACUGAUAGGAGAAGGCGAUUGUAUAGUUCAACUUGUUACCAUUUCAUGAGCAAAAAUUUUAUUAGGAAUAGAAAAAUGCGUUUUUAAUUAGUAUGUUUAGUUAGGUCUGUACACUUGUAUUAUAUGUUGAGUUAUAAAAUGUAGAUUAAAUCGAAGAAAUAAUGUUGUUGAAA